This is a messenger RNA of Orycteropus afer afer, 1167 nucleotides long. The record is from RefSeq and is a predicted model, not a curated record. NCBI's taxonomy places the organism in Eukaryota, Metazoa, Chordata, Mammalia, Tubulidentata, Orycteropodidae.
AUGAUCAAGGCUCAGGACUCACUGACGUUCAGCGACGUGGCUGUGCAGUUCUCCUGGGAGGAGUGGCAGCUCCUGGCGCCUGCUCAGAAGGACCUGUACCGGGACGUGAUGGUGGAGAACUAUGGGAACCUGGUGGCCGUGGGGUAUCAAGUUACCAAGUCUGAUGCGCUGUCCAGGUUGGAACAAGGAGAAUUGCCCUGGACUAUGUUGGAUGAAAUUGACAGUCGAAUCUUUUCAGGAGAAAAACCCCAUAAAUGUUAUUUAUGUGGGGAAGCCUUCUCCAGACAGUUUAAGCUUAUGGAACAUCAUCGGAGAAUACAUAGAGAGGAAAAACAUUUUGAAUGCGUGGAGUGUGGCAAAACCUUUCUCAAGAAAUUACAGCUCAAUAUACAUCAGCGAACUCAUACUGGAGAGAAACCUUAUGUAUGCAAUGAAUGUGGGAAAGGCUUUAUCCAUAAAGGAAAUCUCAUUAUUCACCAGCGAAUUCACGCUGGAGAGAGACCCUACAUAUGUGGGGAGUGUGGAAAAGUCUUUAUGCGGAAGGGAAAUCUCAUUACUCAUCAGCGAACUCAUACUGGAGAGAAACCCUACAUAUGCAUUGAAUGUGAAAAAGGCUUCAUAAAGAAGGGAGAUUUCAUUAUUCAUCAGCAAACUCAUACUGGAGAAAAACCCUACGUAUGUGAUGAAUGUGGGAAAGGCUUCACCCAGAAGGGAAAUCUCAUUAUUCAUCAGCGAACUCAUACUGGAGAGAAACCCUAUGCCUGCAGUGAAUGUGGGAAAGAUUUCAUCCGGAAGCAGUAUCUCAUUAUUCACCAGCGAAUUCAUAGCGGAGAUAAACCCCACAUAUGCAAUGAAUGUGGCAAAGCCUUCACCCGGAACAGAAAUCUCACUAUUCAUCAGCGAAUUCAUACUGGAGAGAAACCAUAUGUAUGUGAUAAAUGUGGGAAAGGCUUUAUCCAGAAGGGAAAUCUUAUUAUUCAUCAGCGAAUUCAUACUGGAGAGAAACCCUUCACAUGCAGUGAAUGUGGGAAAGGCUUCAUCCAUAAAGGAAAUCUCAUUAUUCACCAGCGAACUCACAGUGGAGAAAAGGCCUACAUAUGUGGUGAAUGUGAUAUUUCUGCCAUUGGCCUCUCUGCUGCUAAUGGAGCCAGCUUAUACCCAACAUAG